GGAGCCUCUAGCCAGCGGUCACGAGACGGUACCUUUGGGCGAGGAUGACGAAGCUGACAUGAAGAAGUAUUUUGCUCCCUUUCCUGGUGGUACAAUUCGCUUAAAUCCCGGCAGUUGGGUCUUUCCGGCAGCUUUUCUUAAGUAUGCAGACAAGAUAUACAACUUUCAGUGGCGAGCCAGCGACGUGGUGGUAAUAACGUUACCCAAGUGCGGUACAACGUGGAUGCAGGAGAUUGUAUGGACUAUGAGGAACAACCCAGACUUGCUCAACCCCACGGCUACUCUACCAAUAAUGACCCGAGUGCCUUUCAUUGAUCUCGACAUGUUCAGACCAAAGGAGAACUCCCAGUCGAGUCCUGGAAGCAACUCAGUAGAAGGCAUCAACCACCAACUGGCCGUCGCUACGCCCGACCCCAGGACUAUCAAGACACAUAUUCCUCUGUCGCUACUUCACCCAACACUCCUCAACACUUGUAAGGUGGUGUACGUGGCCAGGAACCCCCUGGACGUGGUCGUGUCCUUAUUGCAUCAUUUUCGUCUGAUUAAAACCUUCAACUUCCGUGGCAGCUUAGACAAUAUUAUUGACUUUUUUGUCAGUGACAAAUUAAGGUACCUGCCCUUCUGGCGGCACGUCAACGAGGCCUGGCAGAAGCGUCACCACCCUAACUUUCACUUCGUCUUCUACGAGGACCUCAAGGCCGACAUUAUGGCCGAGCUGGAAAAGCUGAACGAGUUUUUGAGCACAAACCUCAGCCAGGAGCAACUCCUUAAUGUAGCUAACUACACCGAGUUUAAUGAGAUGGCAGGCCGGGACAACUUGAUGGGGCCCAAAGCAGAAGAUAAUCCCCGGUACUCACAGGAGGUGGUGAGGCAGGAGGGCGGCUUCUUCAGGAAAGGUGAGGUUGGUAACUGGAAGGAGAAGUUGAACCCAAAACAGGUAGACAAGAUCGACAAGUGGACGAAGAAGAACAUGAGAGAGAUUCCAUUCAAGUACAUUUUGUAAACAACUCUUCAACUAGAUAUUGGUCUCCUCCGCAACAGCUGUCACAAGUAUUGGCAGAACUACACCUGGAGAACAGUCACAUAACACUCAUAUGCGAGACUAUUUUCCAAUGCACUGGAGAAAUAGAAUCCAAGAGAAAAUAAACACUUAGAGAAGCGACAAGAUAAAAUUCCUCAAGCAUUUAUUGUCUACAUCGUUCUGUGUCAUGCCAAUUUUGUAUUUGUUUUGAUGUAAAAAUAUUCAGAAGAUAAACUGUUCUUGCUGAAGCUGAUACUCUUGAUGAUACCAGUCUGCAAAAUAACAGUAUUGAUAAUGUCACUAUGGAUAUUGUCACUAUGAACAAUGUGACUGGAUAAUGACAGUAUGGAUAAAGACAGUGUUGCAUGCAUAAUAGGGUGUGUCAUACGGAGGCGAAUUUUUUUUUUUUGAGUUUGAAAAAUCGGCCCAU
Homarus americanus (American lobster) is the source of this 1451-nucleotide messenger RNA. Its product is annotated as sulfotransferase 1C4-like. Gene Ontology annotation, cellular component: cytoplasm. Lineage: Eukaryota; Metazoa; Arthropoda; Malacostraca; Decapoda; Nephropidae. The coding region runs from base 59 to 1003 and encodes 314 amino acids. Gene Ontology annotation, biological process: sulfation. Gene Ontology annotation, molecular function: sulfotransferase activity. The record is from RefSeq and is a predicted model, not a curated record. The transcript is spliced from 7 exons.